AUGGAUUUAAUUUAGUUAUCAUCGAUGAUAUUAAAUACACUCUUAUAUGCAACACUGUAUGUGAUGAGCAAAUAUAUCUAUAGAAUAUAGAAACAGAGUAUUAGAUUCAUUUUAGCAAGAAUUGUCGACAAAUGAUAAAUAAUUGGCUAAAGCAUUCCGAUAUCAGCGAAGGAAAAUAAAAAUUAUAAUCAUGGGUUUGCCUACAUUGCUGUGUUUCGCUCAAAACUAUUACAAUUUAUGCCUGAGAUACACAUAGUCAGAAAAAUUGAAUAUUUUUGAGUGCUUAAAAUAAUUUGAUACUGAAAAAAUAGGGAUGGGAAUAUUAACAUCUUUUUAUAUGACACUAUUAUUAUACAUUGGCCCUGUGUAUUAAGAAUUUUGGGUAAUGAUAAAUAAUUUAUAUCCAGAAUGGGAAUCUGAGGGAGAAAUUUAGUAAAAUUAAGUUCAACAAAUUCAGAUGGGACUAUUUUACAAAGAUUGUUAUUGUAUUAUUUAUUACUUAAAUUUAAAGACUCCUUUAAUAGAUGAAAUUAUUUUUAGAGAAUUAGUAAAUAAUGCUGUGAAUGUUAGAUAUUAAAAUAACAUUGAGUUUAUCAUUUAUUCAACAUUUUUAUAUAGCCUAAGUAUAAAAAAUACUAUUGUAAUAGCGAAAUCAUUGUCUUAUUAAUUAAAGAACGGAUAAUUAUCACGUUACGAAUUCCUUAAAACAUUUGUAUUAGGAUUGUACUUAUCUUUUGUUUUGGUGCAGACAAAAACAAUAGCAACAGUUAUCAUCAAUCAUGGACUUAUGAAUUUUAUGGGAAGACCGAACUUUUUGGAUCUAGUAAAAGGAAAGUACAGCAAUGAAUAAAGAUAAAGUAUAAUGGAAUUCACUAUUUUAAGAAAUGAUACAGUUUUAUGUCCUCGGUUUCGUCGCCUUUCUAAUUUUUUGUGUUUUAGUUUUGUGA
Paramecium octaurelia is the source of this 947-nucleotide messenger RNA. NCBI's taxonomy places the organism in Eukaryota, Ciliophora, Oligohymenophorea, Peniculida, Parameciidae. The record is from the annotation of a GenBank genome assembly.